AUGACAGUGAAUGGCGUGCCGUGGCCCAAUGACGUCACUCGCAGAAACUCGCACACCUUCAACUGCCGCAUGCUCGUGCGGCCCCCGGACGACUCUGACGACGAAGCAUCCAACUGCCAGGAGGCGCGGCAGAAGUACGAGACGAUGCAGUGCUUUGCCGUCUACCAGCCCAAGUCCAUUCUGGAGGAGGGAGAGGAUCUGCAGUCGUGUUUGAUUUGUGUGGCACGGCCUAUUCUGACCAAGGACAGAACGCAAUCCAAACCCACACAUGAAACAUUUACCACCAGGCAAGACCUCAGAGGGAACAUUGUGUUCAUUGACAAAAAUGCCGCGCAAGCGUACAUGAAGCCUGGCUGGGAGGAGGUGGUACGACGAUGUCUGCACACCUUUUGUCAGACCCGUGACAAUGAAAUGUCACUUGCCAGACGACACAACCAGGAAGUACUGAAGUCUGGCUUUGCUCACAGCCCCUUCUACAAGUUGAUGUUGGCAGAUGGUACAAUCAUCUCUGCCCAGACGAAGAGUCAGAUUCUGCGCAAUCCAGCCACCAACCAGCCACACUUUGUCGUGUCUAUGCAUACCGUCAUUCGGGAACAAGCGGACAUGACGGGUCACAGCAGUGCAAAUUCAAUGGCAGGCCCGGCCAUGAUGUCCCCAGCCACUCACAGGGACAUGGCCAGCAGGGCGGAUCGGGACAACAGUGCCCUCCCUUUCUGGGAAACGCGAAUCCCAUGGGGGAUCAGUUCCAGUUUUCUCGUGUUCCGCCCAUGGACCCAGCCAGACUUCUCCAGCACUGAGACUGCAGAUCAACCAGCAGAGCUCACCAGGCCAGCAGCAGAAGGUACCCAGCUCAUCCCAGCAGAGCCCUUCCAAUCAGCAGAGGGGCCCUGGACCACCCAGUUCCCUCAGCAGAGCUCGCCAACUCCUCAGAGGAUGUCAAGCCGGGCAUCUCGCAGAGGGUCAGCCACUCCCAGCAAAGUCCUUCGCCUGGUGGACAGAGGUUUGGCAACCCGCAGACAUCGCCGGGCCAGCGAUCGGGAACCCACAGAGCUCACCUAG
This is a messenger RNA of Callorhinchus milii (elephant shark), 1059 nucleotides long. Its product is annotated as nuclear receptor coactivator 2-like. Gene Ontology annotation, cellular component: nucleus. The coding region runs from base 1 to 1059 and encodes 352 amino acids. Gene Ontology annotation, molecular function: nuclear receptor binding. The record is from RefSeq and is a predicted model, not a curated record. Gene Ontology annotation, biological process: positive regulation of transcription by RNA polymerase II; cellular response to hormone stimulus. The transcript is spliced from 6 exons. NCBI's taxonomy places the organism in Eukaryota, Metazoa, Chordata, Chondrichthyes, Chimaeriformes, Callorhinchidae.